Molecule: messenger RNA, 2109 nt
Organism: Manis javanica (Malayan pangolin)
Lineage: Eukaryota; Metazoa; Chordata; Mammalia; Pholidota; Manidae
Gene: RMI2
Product: RecQ mediated genome instability 2
Biological process (GO): regulation of sister chromatid segregation; negative regulation of double-strand break repair via homologous recombination; DNA repair
Cellular component (GO): nuclear speck; cytosol
Source: RefSeq, a predicted model, not a curated record
CGCUGCCUAUCAGAGUUGGCGGGAAGGCGGCGGCGGGGUUAAUGGCUGCGGCUGACUCGUAUUCUAGCGGCGGCCCGGCGGCUGUCAAGCUGCCGCGGUCGCCGCCGCUCAAGGUGCUAGCGGAGCAGCUGCGGCGCGACGCGGAGGGUGGCCCGGGCGCGUGGCGGCUGUCGCGGGCGGCGGCGGGCCGCGGGCCGCUGGAGCUGGCGGCCGUGUGGAUGCAGGGCACGGUGGUGGCAGCGGGCGGCGGCGAGGCGCGGCUGCGCGACUCGAGCGGGCCCUUCUCGGUGCGCGGCCUGGAGCGGGUGCCUCGCGGGCGGCCCUGCCUCUCCCCAGGAAAGUACGUGAUGGUAAUGGGAGUGGUCCAGGUGUGCAGCCCUGAGCCGUGCCUUCAGGCUGUGAAGAUGAUGGAUCUUUCUGAUAAUCCCAUCCAUGAAAGCAUGUGGGUACUAGAAGUGGAAGAUUUACACAGGAACAUUCCUUAGAUGACUUGAAACUGUUGAAAACAACUGAAAUUCUGAAACAAUUUAGGUUCUUUUACCACAUAGAUUUCAUGGACAUCAUUAUAUGUGUAUUUCUCAGAAGUUCCUCUGAGAGCUUUUUGCUUUGGUUGACCAAGUGGUCGGGAUGUACGGUUUCUGAACACUGGGACCGUCCAGCUAACUUAACCCCUGAUGCCCUUUGCUUUGACACCUGUUUGCUGAUGAAAAGCAGAUGUUAUGUUCUCUUUCUCUUCUCUUGGUUUGUGUGUGUUAUUGCUCUCUAAAGCACACAUGAUGCAUUUUCCCAGUUUUACAAGUGGAUACUUUUUCUGUGACCACCACGACCCUAUUUUACGAUGCAAAAUUUGAAUCUCACUCGUUGCCCGUGGAGAUUAAAGUGUGGUUGUGGGCAGGGAAACAGGCUACAUUGAAAAGGAAUGACCAUGGCUCCUCUUCUUCUCCAUCAACUUCCAUAUCCAAUUUGUAAGUCAAAUGGCAUGUUCUCACUGCACACACCAGCGGCCUCAAAGACACAGUUCUCUCUGCUUCAGAUACCACUCAGCCACUUAAGACCUUAUGUCUCGUAGCUGUGGAUGCUGCUGCUGCCAUCCUCCUUUCACUUGGAGUUGUUGAGACACUUUGAACAUUUUUGGUUGAACCUAAAAUCAAGAUUGAGAACAACUUUCAGGCAUUAACCAAACCUCUGCCUCAUAACUUUUGGUGAGACGCUUCCAGGGAGCAACUUCCUGGCCUACAGGAUUUUCCCCCCCGUGUUUUAUUGAGAUGUAAUUGACAUACAGCGCCGUAUAAAGCUAAGGGGUACAGCAUAAUGAUUUUAGAGUUCUUACAUUUUUUUAUAUGGGAUGACUUUUUGCUGUGAUUAUAUUGAAUGUUGGGUUCCUGCUCUCUGCUGCUUCCCCAUGCCUUAUAUUUCCUUAGAUUGCUACCAUCAAAGAAGUCAGGCUAUACUGCUACAGAGUUUUGUAGAUUAUUGAGCUUCACCACUAAUAAAUUGUCUCAUAUGCUGCAUUUUUUUAAUAGACUUUAUUUUUUAGAGCAGCUUUAAAUUUAUAGAAAAAUAGAGCUGGACGUACAGAGUUGCCCGACACCCCCACCCCUGCAAGUUCUAUUAAUAACCUUGGCAUUGGUGUGGUGCAUUUGUUGCAAGUGAUGAGCCAACAUUAAAGCCCAUGGUUUACAGUAGCUGUAAUUUGUGGGAUACAGCUCUACUAGUUUCACAAAGGCGUACUAUGUAUCUCCCACGACAUUAUCAUAGGGAAUAGUGUCACUACCCUCAUAAAAGUCUGUGCUCCACCUAUUCAUCCCUCCCUCCCCCUUAGCCCCUGGCAACCACUGAUCUUUCCACUGCCUCCAUACUUUGCCUUUUCCAGAAUGUCACAGAGUUGAAAUCAUACAGCAUGUAAUAUUUUCAGACUGGCUUCUUUCACUUAGUAAUACGCAUUUCAGACUUUUCUGAACAGUUACAGUAUUUCUUGGUAGCUCUCUUUUUUAUCACUGAAUAAUACUCCACUGUAGGGAUGUUUCAUAGUUUGUUUAUUCAUUCACCUAUUGAAGGACAUCUGUUUGACUACAAUUUUGGCAAUUAAUAAAGCUGCUAUAAACAUUC